AAUUGGUUUUCUUAAUUCACUUAUUUAAGCGCAGAUGAGCUAUCAUUAUUUUUAGAAAUAUACUACAAAUUUAUUUUAAACAUUUUCAAUCAUUUGAUGUCGCGCAGGAAUUCGUUUUUGGACUGUUCAUUACAGUGUCACUGGAUCCCUUGUUGCAAGAGGUCAGCCAGCCCAAGCAAUUCAGAUUUGUCUAUAAUAUCGGGAGCAGGCGACGGCGAAAUGGCGCCCGCAGUUCAGAUCCGAAAACCCGCGCCUGAUUUCACGGCGACUGCAUUCUAUGACAACCAAUUCAAAAAAGUGACGAACAAGGACUACCUGGGCAAAUACUUGAUUCUGUUCUUCUAUCCGAGUGACUUCACUUUCGUCUGUCCAACUGAGAUUAUCGCAUUCAGCGACCGCAUCAAAGAAUUCAAGGAAAAUAAUUGCGAAGUGGUUGCCUGUUCGACUGACUCGGAGUACUGUCACAGGGCGUGGGUCAUGACAGACCGGAAGAAGGGGGGUCUGGAAAAGAUCAACUUCCCCAUUCUGGCAGACACUACCCUCGAAAUAUCCUCCAGGUAUGGCGUGUUGAUCAAAGAGGAGGGCGUCGCGUUCCGAGGUCUGUUCAUCAUCAACGAGAAGGGCAUCGUUCGUCAUAUGAGCGUGAAUGAUACACCUGUGGGGCGAAGUGUGGACGAGGCACUCCGAUUGGUGCAGGGAUUCCAGUACACUGACAAACACGGAGAGGUGUGUCCAGUGAACUGGAAGCCAGGCAAGAAAGCGAUUGUGAUCGAUUCAAACAUAACGGAGCGGAUCAGAAAUGCCAAUUGCGAAUAAACACUCAAACAUUUGCGGGAAUAUUAAACAUGUUGACAUCGGAGAUGAAAGGAACAUAUAGUUUACAAAUGCCCUUUACUACCCUUUUUGGAGCACCCCCACCCCUCCCCCGCCCCUCUGGAGAAUAAAAGUUAAUCAUUCGGAAAUGAAAAGAUUGCUGUACUUCCUAAAUGCCCCCAAUACGUGCGCUUCAAAGCGGAGAUUGUAAAGUAGAUCCGAUUAUAGUCAAAUCAUGUUACAGAAUCUUAAAUGAGUGUUAGCUACAAAGAUAUAUGAGCUGAAUAUCUGACCUAAAUAUAUGACAGUAAAAAAAUUAAAGCUAAGUUUAAAAAGA
This is a messenger RNA of Symsagittifera roscoffensis, 1150 nucleotides long. RefSeq names its product peroxiredoxin-2-like. The coding region runs from base 97 to 816 and encodes 239 amino acids. Gene Ontology annotation, biological process: cellular response to stress; response to oxidative stress; hydrogen peroxide catabolic process. Gene Ontology annotation, molecular function: thioredoxin peroxidase activity. The transcript is spliced from 6 exons. Lineage: Eukaryota; Metazoa; Xenacoelomorpha; Acoela; Convolutidae. Gene Ontology annotation, cellular component: cytosol. The record is from RefSeq and is a predicted model, not a curated record.